AUAGUUGACAGAUUUUCCAGUUUUUUAAAUCACUUCAUUUAUGACAAUUUAAUUUAACAUUUUGGAAGGCAUUUAGCAUAGCUUUAAUUGAACGAUUACUUAAAAAGUCAUGAAAAUGACGUUCGCUUUGAACCACUUCCAUUUUUUUUUGCUGGGUAUAAAUGUAAACUAAUUAAAAAUAAGUGUAGUGCAAAGAUAAAUAUUAAAAUGAAGCUACAAGUGAGUCGUCAAUUGACGGACGAACUUAAGCAAAAGCAGACUAUAACAAAUAGUCUAAUAAAUAAAAUAUUAUAUUCAAAAAGAUUGCUGGUCGAUCAUGUUGAAGCGUUAGAGCAAUGUAUGCUUUUUAUGCAAGAUACUCCUUUACCGACAACCGCAGCAGCAGCAGCUAGUAAAAGUCAUGAUAAAUGCGAUGGCAAAGACAAGUGCAUUAAUAAGCAACAGGAAAUAUGUUGGCCAGAAAUAUUUACUGCACGCAAUGCUUGUAUCUUAUUGGGUAGUACUAUUUUGGAGCAUCUUAUAACACCACGUGCUUUUCGUUUAACUUUAAUACCCUCCUUUAUCGUGACCGGAGGCUUUAGUGCCUUGUAUGUGGUAAAGAAUGUAUUUGGUUUUCGCAAUAAAUACGUUGAAAGAGAGCUAGAGAAUCUCAUAAGAACAAUUGAUGAAUUUGGAAAUUGUAUACGUCGUAAUAUGACCUAUUUCAAUGAGAUUAUAAUCAUGAAACAGCAUGAGUUAAUAGAAUCACGUCAAAUAGAACGUGCAUGGGAUUGCAUUACAGCUGCCAAAGAGGUAACAGAGAUACUAUUUGAAGCUACCCGUAAAUUAGAAACCCAAUAUCCUAUACCAGCACGAUUUUCCCAGUAUUAUGCUCCAAUGGAAGAUUUAAAAGAAUGCGAAUAUUUCAAGAACAAUGUCACCGAUUACAGUCCUAAGCACAUAAAAGAUUUUCAUAAUAUCUUCGCCUACGUACAAUCCCAGUUCCUUUUACGUUUAGCCUUAACCAUAUCGACGAAACCAUCCUUGAGUCAACUUCAUACAGAAUUAGAAAAAAUCGACUGCCUUAUACGACAGCUAGUUCUCGAAGAAGAAAAUCACUUUAAAAAUCUAGCCAUCGAACUGAACAAAAAGAAAUCUUUAGAAUUGGAAGCAUUAAAUGCCAAUAAAUUAGUUAAAACACGUAAUGAUCCCAUAGGUGUGCUACAGGAUUCAUCGCUUAAACUGAGUGCCUGUAUGGUGGCGAUGGCUGGUGAAUGUCAAGCCUUAGAUAUCACUUUACAACGCCUUACCGAAACAGAAAAUGAAAAGAAAGACAAUACUAAACAAUUGGUGGAAGUGGCCAAUAAUAUGCGUUCCAUUGAAAAUGCCUUAACGGUGUGUUUCGAUGACUUCCAAAGGCUAAUGUUGGUAUAUAAUAAGUUUCUUAAUAGUAAACUAGAUUUAAAAGAUACACAUAGUGAAAAAAGUGAAAAUAAAUCUCAAGCUACUGAUGAUGAGUUUCCAGAAAGCUUUCUAAGGGUUGAAAUCUCUCAAAAUCCUAAUGACAUGGAGAAACGAGACGAUUUCUAUGCUUACAUGUUCGAUGAACAGCAAGCUAAAGCCGAAAGGGAACAAUUAGAGAAGGAGGAACGUGAGCGACACAAUGAAGAGUUGGAAAUUUUAAAUUUUGAAAAACGCAUCACUAAAGGAAAAUUCCGACCUGUACUUAAGCAGCUAAAAGAUCGUAUUGAUCCCAUAAGACAAGUGAUGCUUGAAAAAGAACGUGAAGUUCUAGCCUCUAAGGGUAUAAAUGUUGAUGAAUUAUUUGCAAAAGAAGUUGAUGAAGACGAAGAAGAUGAUGAUGCGGAUAAGGAACACGACAGUUCGAUUGUAUUUAAGGAGGCCUUUGAUGACAGCGAUGAUAGUGAGGGUAGUGCUGAUUUGGAAUAUGAAAGGCGAACUAAAAAACUUAAAGAACGUGAUAAUUUUGCUGAAAUGCGCAACUUUUUGGCACAAAAACAAAACAUCAAUUUAUUUAAAUUGGAAGCACCGCCAGCAGCUUCAAAUGCUUUGGGUGAUGAGGAUAUUCUGGAGAGUGAAUGUUAAAAAGUGGUCUGUUAUUGUUAUUUUUAUCAUAAAGACCUUAUUUCCUUUUUUUCUUUUGGUAAAAAGUACAUAUUAUUUAAAUAAUUUUUUUAUUAAGAACAAGUAAUUUGUACAAUAAAGUGAUACAUUUUAGAAGUUUAGUCCAGUUUAAUAAAAUUAUUCUGGUAAAUUUUCUAAAAUUUGUUUAUAAUUUUGUAUCGAAUUUUUGAUACUAUUAAAAAAAUUGAAAGUGUUUUAUUUUAUAGCAUAAUAUUUAUAUUAACUGUAAAAAUUGCUUAAUUAAUUGUUCCACAAUUUUGCCUAAACUAUUGUACUAAUGCAUUUUAUUUAUAUGUUUUUUGUACAUUAAAUAUUAAAAUAUUUAUUUCAAUAAAAUAAACCAGCAAUUCAUUGGUAAUUUGCACAAAUAAACAUUUUAAAAUGAAAACUCUUAUUUUUAAAAGAAAAUGCAAAAGGAAAAUUUUAAAAGAAACUUAUUUAAUAAGAAGCUUCAUAGAAUUUUGUUAAUAAAAGUACAUAGUAUGUAAAACUUUAGUUUAUUUAUCAAACAUAAACUUGAUAUGUAACUUUCAAUUAAUUUUUAUCUUAACUACUGAUAAGAUUAAUAUUUUAUCUAGACGUGUUAUAAUUAAUAGAGAAUGAAAUACGUAAAAGAAUAAUACAUUACUUUUAUCGGACUGUUAACACUCUAUUUACGGCUCAAUUUUGUAUGACAAACUUACAGUAACCACAUCAUUUUUGCAACGCAACUGAAGUGGCAACUAAUCGGCCAUUUAGUAUUUAUUUGUUAAUUAUUUAAUAAUUUACUUUUUAACCCUAAAUAUUCAGUUUGAAAAUAAUUAAAAAUCUACAUUUA
This is a messenger RNA of Lucilia cuprina (Australian sheep blowfly), 2941 nucleotides long. RefSeq lists its product as uncharacterized. NCBI's taxonomy places the organism in Eukaryota, Metazoa, Arthropoda, Insecta, Diptera, Calliphoridae. Bases 208 to 2085 code for a protein of 625 amino acids. The record is from RefSeq and is a predicted model, not a curated record. The transcript is spliced from 5 exons.